Molecule: messenger RNA, 2387 nt
Organism: Drosophila gunungcola (fruit fly)
Lineage: Eukaryota; Metazoa; Arthropoda; Insecta; Diptera; Drosophilidae
Exons: 4
Coding region: 63-2300 (745 amino acids)
Biological process (GO): nucleocytoplasmic transport; activation of GTPase activity
Cellular component (GO): perinuclear region of cytoplasm; cytosol; nucleus
Molecular function (GO): GTPase activator activity; small GTPase binding
Source: RefSeq, a predicted model, not a curated record
UCAAAAGAAGACUUCAAUGCUACAAACAAAUACAAGGAGUUACUUAAAAGCAGCUCGUCAAUAUGGACUUUGACGAUGACGAGGAGGCUGUGCAGCCGCACUACGCGCAGAAGUUCCGGGCGCCCAGUGAUCCCAUCCUGCUGGCUGCAUAUGAGCUCUUCAAACCAUCUUCCCACACUUUGAACCUGUAUAGCGAACGGAAUCGCGAGAUUUUUGCCGAGGCCUUCAUCGAAGGCAAACUGGAUACUUUAGAGAAUCUGUGCGUUAAGAGUCUGGCCACGCUGGGCAUCCGUGGUAUAUCACCGACUUUGCUGGCGAGUCCAGAGCUAAUGAGGGUGUUUUACGAUGCCCUCGAUGUGGAGUUGCCUUUGAGGGAAUGCUAUUUAAUCGAGGACCAGCGCUUCUGGCGUCGUGUGGUGCUCAGCAAAACGCUGGACAAGACGCUGCACCUAAAGCGCUGGAACGAGUUUGACUGGAAGUCGGAGGGCGUGAGUCGGAAGUUCGUGGAGCGGGUCGAGUCCUGUCCAGUGAACGUGAAGCCGGAGAAAAGACUGGCCCAGUUGGCCGAAAAGGUUUGGGAGUACGUGAGCUCCAUGCACGUGCGCAAGCUGCAGGCCCUGCCCGACUAUGCCUUUCUCAGGCAUAUCGAGAGCGAUCCGGAGGACGACGUGACCUCCGCUUCCUCGGACGAAGAGGAGGUCUCCAGCGAUGAGCCCGACACGGAUCUGGGCAUCGAUGGCGAAGGCGAGGAGGAGCAGGAGUCCAGCUCAAGCGGCUCGGUCGCCAUCCAGUUCUGGCGGGCGGAAAGCGAGGACGAGGACACUGCCCGCCGAAAUGCGCGACGUCAGCGCAACGCCAACCGCCAGCAGGCCCGGGAAGCCAUUGCCAAGAAAAAAGCGGAUCACGAGCAGCGCAGAAGGUGGCGCCAGGAGAAGCGGGACGCAUCGAAGAACCCGGAUCCGUCCGCCAAGAAGAAAAAGAAAAAGAAGAAGGAGCCGCCCAUACAAGACGUGUUCAACAUAACCGUUCCGCCAGAAAAUGCCGAUGACGAGGACACUAAGCCCGACAAGCGCAACAAGCAGCUAAUGUUGGAACGGAUCAAGCGCUACGACUAUCCAGAUGACCAUUGCCAUCACAUCGAUCUGGGAUUUGUUCGCUUCUUCGGGAAUAUGGUGUCGUUCACGUUGGAGUUUUUAGGUCCUCCACAUGUCCCACAUUAUCAUAGCCGACUUAUGAAAUUCUCAGCCGGUGAUAUGGUGCGUCUGAGCAGAGGGCUACGUUGUUUGCCGAACCUGAAGACUUUCAAGCUGCGAAACGGGCGCUUGGACCUCAAGAAGUUUCGCAUUUUGGCCCGUGCCCUGUGCACCAUGGACUCGCUGGAAGAGGUGGAUUUCGGGUACGACCAAAUGACGGAUGAGUGCAGCGAAGGGCUGUCCUACUUGCUAAAGCGGCCGAAGAUGUACCGCAUUAUCCAGCUGGAGUACAAUCGUCUGGGCACCAAUUCUGCGAUGGUCCUGGGCGAGGCCUUAAGUAAAUCACAGGAGGGGGUGUUGGAGUACUUGGGCCUGGCCCACAAUCCGUUGAGUGAAUUGGCCCUCCACUCGCUCAUUUCGGGCUUCAUCGGCACCCCGCAUGUGAUGGCUCUCAACCUCUCGGGGAUCGACAGCACCAUGGGCGCAUUCGCUCGAGACAUUGGCACCUUGCUGCGCAGUCACACACCGCUGGUAAGCCUCGAAAUGGCAGCCAUUAGCCUCGGUGCUAACCAAGGAACUAAAAUACUAAGGUCUCUGGAGAAGAAUAACAGGGUCUUGUACGCGGACUUCCGGGAGUGUGACAUGAACAACGAUCAGGAGUUCGAGGUGGACAUGAUUUUGCGUCGCAAUGACUACAUACGCGAAAACUUGCACCACGGCGAAAAUCUUUGUGCGGUGGUCAUGGAGCGCCGCCACCCGAUUGUCCAGCGGAUCGAGGAGGAUUUCGCCAGGCGCACCGAGUGCCAGAAGGUGCGGCCCAAGUUCUCGAGCUCAAGCGAGGAGAACAUUGCCGAGGUGGUGGAGGAGAAAAAUGAGGCGGAGGAGGAGAAGGACAUCUGGGCCCUCCUGGCCCGCUGGAACCAACCAAAAGUGCCCGAAGUGAAGUCCUCGGUGAUCGUAAAGGAGACGCCACGCCCUUCGAUGGCGAAGCCACCGCCCUUUGCCUACGAGGCCAACAAGUUCGACCUGGAGCAGUUCCGGGAGUCCGUCUUUCUGCCCGGUCCUGGCAAUCGCUUUUUCUACCUGCAGAAGAACAAAACCCCUUGAUUUAUAGCUGUUUCCACUAACAAUAAUUGCAUAACAUUGUACUCUGAGUAUAUUUUCGAAGCAUUAAACGCACCACUUAGCCCGCAA